This is a messenger RNA of Gaeumannomyces tritici R3-111a-1, 1038 nucleotides long. RefSeq lists its product as hypothetical. Lineage: Eukaryota; Fungi; Ascomycota; Sordariomycetes; Magnaporthales; Magnaporthaceae. The transcript is spliced from 2 exons. Bases 1 to 1038 code for a protein of 345 amino acids. The record is from RefSeq and is a predicted model, not a curated record.
AUGGCUGGCACCAGUCGAAAGCUGCCGGGCCUGAUCUACGGGGGCUACGAGGUCGUUAGGGUUUGGCGCUGCAACCUCAGGCGACGCGGCACGUACGUGACGGAUGACGAGACGAACCACGAGGGCGCUUCGGGUGCUGUGACCGAUGUGGAAGAGGCCAGGCGUGCCGCGCGUCGAUCCCGCCGAACGGAAAGGGUUGUGGAGGAUCCUCGGCAUGCCAAGGAUGAGGCGCGACGUCGCCGGAAACAGGAGGAGGAGGAGGCUGAAGCGCGGAAGCGCGAGGAGAAGGAGGCGCGCCGAGCUAAGAGACACGCGGAUCGUGCCCGCGAGGAAGCCGAGCGGCUGGCGGCCGAGGAGCAGCAGAGGGAUGCCGAACGUGCCGAGCGUCGGAGGCAGCGCAAAGAACGCGAGCGCCAUCGACAGGCCGAAGACGCUGGCCUGUCUCGCCACGAGCGUCGGCGCUACGAGAGCGAGAGGGAUGAAGAAGAGCGUCGACGACGCCACGAGGCGCGGCGCGCAGCCCGUGAGGCCGACCGUACGCAAAGCGGCAUCGAGUCUCGACAGCGGAGCCGGGCCAGGGAGGAGCGCGUGUACCCCGGCAGCAAGUCGCACCAAGUGGACGAACGACACAAGGACGGCUGGCCGCACUCUGGCACGUCGUCCUGGGUCAAGGACCACUCGGACGCGCCCCCGCCCCCGCCACCACCACCACCCCAGGACGAAGGCAGGGGUAGCGCCUCGCCGGACGACGACGAGGAGGCGCGGCGGGCAGCGCGGCGGGCAGAACGCCGACGAAGCAAGUACGCUGAUGGAGGGGCGGCAGCUGCCGAGGAGGACGCCCGGCGGCGGAGGCGCAAGGAGGGCAGAGACGAUCGUGAUCGUGAUCGGGACCGCGACCGCGACCGUGACCGCCGAGGCGGCGGCAGUGGGGGCGGUGUGUCGGAUGGCAGCGAUGAGCGCAGGCCGAGCCGGCGCACCGCGACGUUUGUGGAAGCGCAGCCGAGAAGCAGCUGGUGGAAGAAGCUGACGGGAUCAUGA